UCGUCUAAAAGAGGCAGUCUGUCUGUGUGUCUGAUAACACAGUUGUAUAUUAUUUUUUUUCUUGGUGUCCGAAUAAAUUGUGAUAUAUUAAUACAAAAAGUGAUAUUAACUGUUGUUUCAUUGUUAAAAACAUUUUGGUUUGAUAAUUUACAGCUACAAAGUCAUCGUGUUCGUAUAUUUAUGGACUUCUAUUCUAGUUUCAUUUUCACCUGUAUAUGAAGUGACGGAGCAUCCUCUUAAUGUGAUAAAUUGCCAACGCUCAGAUAAUGAAUAAAUUUUGAGAACAAAAAGUGAAUUUUGUGAUGAUUUUGGUUUAUUUACAAUACUGUUCAUUAUUUUCGGUAAACAAAGCGACAUAACGUUGUCAUAAAUGUUAACGCGUGACGAACAAUGUUAGACAACGGAGAUUUAAUUAUGCUAACAUUACUUUUAGGGCCAGCUCAUUUUAACUUAAGGACAUAAAUAAACCGCAUCUGAUCUUAGUCUAUUUCGGAUUUAGUUUCAAUGCAUUGUAUGUGAGAGCUUAACAUUGACAUUAAAAUAUUCAAAUCUGAAGAGUUUGGUGCAACAAUGUUUCGUGGAGUAUUUAUGCUAAUCGUUGGCCUCAUCAACAUUAAAUAUAUUAAGGCAACAUGUCUUGAGAACCUUCCCGGAGUGAACGCAUCGAAAGUGGCCAUAAUGUGCCGGGGGUCCAGUGCAAGUGGUACGAUGGUUUAUAUAGACACGUCACUCGCCGGAACGACCACGCUGGAGACUGGCCUUCCCUGCACGUGCACCGUGACUACGCAAGUUGCCAAGACAACCAAGGUGUACUCCGACUUCAACGGUGUAGACAAGUCCUUAUGUGGUACAGCAGUAGAAUUCGCCAUUGAUUCGUUGGGACACAAAGUGGCCAACCCAUGCUACGACCACAUGUUCACGUUCUCCCCCACCCACUCCAAUAAGCUGUAUGUCAGUUUGCGUAAGGACAGCCCGCCGUACAUGUCUGAUUACUGCCUUCAGCUGGAACCAUUAGGAUGCGGCACUGGCAAGUUCCAAUGUGGUGAUGGGAGCUGCAUCAGCUCUACCUACGUGUGUGACGACUCACCAGACUGUGCUGACGAGUCGGAUGAACGCAGCUGUGACAUUCCAACGUGUGUAGAGGGACAAAUAUUAUGUCCCAGCAACAAAUACUGCAUGGCUCCAGAUGCACGCUGCAAUAACGUGACUAACUGCCCUGAUGAAUCAGAUGAGCAAAACUGUGACGGUUCUGUUUCUGGGACAGGCGGUGUAUCGUCAGAUUCAAUAGAACCGCUGGUGAUAGUUACUUGCGCGGAAAGUGAAUACCUGCCAACAACAACGACAACUACAACCACAACAACAACAACAACCCCGACGACAACAACUCCGACGACAACAACCCCGACGACAACAACUCCGACAACAACAAUCCCGACGACAACAACUCCGACGACAACAACUCCGACAACAACAACCCCGACGACAACAACUCCGACGACAACCACCCCAACAACAACAACCCCGACGACAACCACCCCAACAACAACAACCCCGACGACAACCACCCCAACAACAACAACAACUCCGACGACAACCACCCCAACAACAACAACUCCGACGACAACCACCCCAACAACAACAACUCCGACGACAACCACCCCAAAAACAACAACUCCGACGACAACCACCCCAACAACAACAACUCCGACGACAACCACCCCAAAAACAACAACUCCGACGACAACCACCCCAAAAACAACAACUCCGACGACAACCACCCCAACAACAACAACUCCGACGACAACCACCCCAACAACAACAACUCCGACGACAACCACCCCAAAAACAACAACUCCGACGACAACCACCCCAACAACAACAACUCCGACGACAACCACCCCAACAACAACAACAGCUCCAACGACAACAACCCCAACAAAUGAAAUGUCGUCUUCCACACCAUCAUCAUCUGCUACACAAACUUCAAGUUUAGUUACUUCUACAGUAAAGCCUACAAAUCCAACAUCCGCGUCACAGGCGAGUUCCAGCUCCGGACCGACGACACCUUUACCAAUAAAAACAUCAACAAAAUCUCCAACAACACGGCAGGGUACGGAAGUUUCAACCACAAAGUCAGGAGGCGGUCUCACAACGAAAGAAGCGGUGAUUGUAGGCUCCGUGUGCGGGUUUCUGUUUCUGAUUCUACUGUUUAGCUGUAUCAUCAUCUGGGUUCGCACCUCCGAUUGGUGAGUAUGGUUAGCACAAUGAGGGGGG
Mya arenaria is the source of this 2274-nucleotide messenger RNA. Its product is annotated as mucin-2-like. Gene Ontology annotation, cellular component: plasma membrane. The coding region runs from base 571 to 2250 and encodes 559 amino acids. The record is from RefSeq and is a predicted model, not a curated record. Gene Ontology annotation, molecular function: protein binding. NCBI's taxonomy places the organism in Eukaryota, Metazoa, Mollusca, Bivalvia, Myida, Myidae. The transcript is spliced from 10 exons.